Molecule: messenger RNA, 2289 nt
Organism: Serinus canaria (Common canary)
Lineage: Eukaryota; Metazoa; Chordata; Aves; Passeriformes; Fringillidae
Gene: CYB5R5
Product: NADH-cytochrome b5 reductase-like
Exons: 7
Coding region: 203-1141 (312 amino acids)
Molecular function (GO): oxidoreductase activity
Source: RefSeq, a predicted model, not a curated record
CUUGACAAUGAAACUGCUGGAAGCGCUAAAUGUUCUCUUCCUCCGCUUCGUCGCCCGUGGCUUCAUAAUUUCCUGUGGACCGCUUUGUGUCCAAGGGAUGCGGACGCCACUGCGUUGUGAGCAGCCUUCACUCAGCCCAUGUGUGAGAGUGGAGGGCCCCGCAAUGGCUGCAGCGUGGUUUUGACCUGAGGAGAGUUCAGCAAUGAGUGAAAACGAGAGUGCCAGCGAGGAGGACUGGCUGGCUCUGAGGCCCCAGGAACCUUCUCCAUCCCAGUGCUGCGGCAGCGGCUGCAAACCCUGCAUCUACGAUGUGUAUGACAAGGAGCUUGCACAGUGGGAGAGAGCCAAAGCAAUGCAAGACAAAAGCCUUCUCAUGGGAAAGAAGGAGCAGAGCAAUAAGUCAGAGCUGAAUCCAGAUACAUUCACUGCAUUCAGCGUGAGCUCGGUGGAGCAGCUGACAGAGGACACCUACCAGUACAAAUUUGAAUUACCAGGAAAUAGCAGCCUGCGAUUGAGUUUAGGACAACAUAUCGUGUUAAGAGGAGUGGUGAAUGGUUUGGAGGUCCAGAGAGCCUAUACUCCAAUUAGCCCCAGGAAUGCAGAAGGUUACUUUGAAGUUCUAAUUAAAUGCUAUGAAGCUGGGCUAAUGUCACAAUACAUAAAAACAUGGAAAAGAGGAGACGUGGUCUUCUGGCGUGGGCCGUUUGGAGGGUUCCCAUAUCAACCUAAUAAGCAUGGAGAACUCCUCAUGCUGGCCUCUGGCACUGGCCUUGCACCAAUGAUUCCCAUCCUCCUGUCCAUAACAGAUGAUGAAGAGGAUGAAACCUUUGUAACUCUUGUUGGCUGCUUCCCUACCUUUGACAAAAUUUAUUUAAAACCUCUUCUGCAGGAUUUGGCUCGGUACUGGAAUAUUAGAAUAUUUUAUGUCCUAAGCCAGGAAACUUCGCUGGAAAAACUUCCUUGGAGCUACCAGGAAAACACUUACACUGGUCAUCUCAAUGAAGACUUGAUGAAGACAAUAGUAAAUUCCUGUCGAAGAAAGCCAUUUGUAUUAAUUUGUGGCUCUUCUGCAUUCAAUGAAGAUAUGAGUAGAUACUUGAAAGCUGCAGGAAUUGAAGAAGAUUCCUGUUUUGUCUUUUAGCAGUACAUUCCUGACCUGAGGAACCUUAGGCUGAGCCUUGGAUGUCCUUGUUUCUUUGCAGACAUUGCACAAAAUGGGCCUGCUCAGAAGACUGAGCUCCUUGGAACAACUAUUUGUUGAUCCUCACUCUAGGGUGUUUUAAGGAACAGGUGCCAUUCCAGAGUGGCUGGUACAUGGUGUGCCACCCAUGCUUCAGGGACCUGCAUGGCAAUUUUAAUGGAAGUCUUCAAGUGCAAUUUUAAGAGAGAGAUCUCCUAAGGGGGUACUAGAAAGCAUCCAGGCACACAGCUCUGCUGUAAUAUGAGGAUUGGUCCUCCUUGCUUUGUAAUCUGUGUUACUCUGCAGUGGUGUUGUGCCCUGUUAGGUGUCCAGAGGAGAGAGAUAAUCCUCAGGGAUCCUUGCCAGGCCAACGGGACAGCAGAGUCGGGAUCACUUUGGUUCUGUCAUGUGCAGGCUGAUGUCAGGCAAGUCCCUUCCAUCCCACUGAGCCUCAGUUGCCCCAUUGUAAAUGCAGAGAAAGUGGCACUGAUCUCUGAAAACAGCCAUUCCAACUCUAUAUGGAAAGUGUAUCCAUAAGGAUGGAGUGAUACAUUCUGUCUAGUGAGAACCUGGGCAGGCUGAGCUGCUGUCCUGGCCCAGGCCAGGUUACUGACCCUGUGCUUAGCCCUAGAAAUGCAACCUGGGGAUACAAAGAGCAUGUCCUAAAUCUGGGAGGGCAUGGCUGGGUGGUGGCUGCUGUCUGUCAGGGAGGAUGGUUAUUUGCUUUGGUGUCCCCUAAGUGUUGUAUCAUAACCCUGGCUCGUUAAAUUGAACCUCUUUACAAAUAAACAGCUGUUUGAUGUUGUCACAGGACUCUCUCAGGUGCCUGAGGAGGUUCCCUAAGCAUACAGGAACACCACCUGAGGAGAGAAAGCUGCAUGGGGUCUGCUGGGGUGCUUCCUGUGGGACAGGGAGUAGAUCCAGGGAGCUCCCUCAGGGAUGGCAGCCUGGCACAGCACCCAGCCUGGGCACCUGGGCCUCUUCCUCUUUUUUCAGUCCAAAAUGCUGCUGCUUUUCCUCUGACGUAUGUGCUAUCCACUCUUUUAUCUUUUCAGACUGGUGUGUUUAGUAUCUACAGCUGGAAAUAUAACAGUCCUGCACACCUUGUG